Messenger RNA from Eublepharis macularius, 3453 nucleotides. RefSeq names its product NFE2 like bZIP transcription factor 2 (gene NFE2L2). Gene Ontology annotation, cellular component: nucleus. Gene Ontology annotation, biological process: regulation of transcription by RNA polymerase II; cellular response to oxidative stress. The coding region runs from base 139 to 1914 and encodes 591 amino acids. Lineage: Eukaryota; Metazoa; Chordata; Lepidosauria; Squamata; Eublepharidae. Gene Ontology annotation, molecular function: RNA polymerase II cis-regulatory region sequence-specific DNA binding; DNA-binding transcription factor activity, RNA polymerase II-specific. The record is from RefSeq and is a predicted model, not a curated record. The transcript is spliced from 5 exons.
GGUAGGCGGCCAGCUGUUUCCCGGCAGGGCAGCGCGUCGGAGGAGCAGAGGGGCCGGGAAGCACGGAGGGAGCGGCAGCACAACUCGGGAUCUCCGUCUGGGCGCCGAAGAAGCGAGCGGGGCCGCCAGCAACGCACCAUGGAGGUGGAAAUGGCGCAGGAUCUGAUAGACAUUCUCUGGAGGCAAGAUAUAGAUCUUGGAGUAAGGCGUGAAGUUUUUGAUUUCAGCCAGAGACAAAAGGAAUAUGAGCUUGAGAAGCAGAAGAAACUUGAAAGCGAGAGACAAGAACAGCUCCAGAAGGAACAAGAAAAAGCUUUUCUAGCACAACUGAAGUUGGAUGAGGAAACUGGUGAAUUUGUUCCCAUCCAGCCUGCUCAAGCCAUUGAACCAGGAAACACAGAUAUAUCCAGUAACUAUCCACAGAAUACCCAUAUUUCCAGACAAGAUGCAGAAGAUUUGUCCUUCGACGACUGUAUGCAGCUUUUGGCAGAAACAUUCUCAUUUGUAGACGACAAUGAGAUUUCCUUGGCUGAAUUUCAACAAGUGGUACCAUCCAAGAUGGAGAGCAACCAAGACUUUGUUGACGCUAAUCAGAUGCAGUCACACGAAUCCUCUGGCCUUCAGUCUUCCAUUCCAGAGACAGCUGGUACUGAGGCCUUGCAAGACAUAGAACAAGUUUGGGAAGAACUGUUGUCUAUUCCAGAGCUGCAGUGUCUUAACAUUCAAAAUGACAGCUUGGAUGAAGUAACCUCAAGCAAGUGUUCAGAAAAUACAGCAUUGGAGACAGAUAUUAACUUCGCCUUCUACAAUGCGCUACCUGCCAUGGAGAAAGAAGUUGCUGACUGCAGCCUAGAAUUCCUGAACCAUUUGGAGGCUCCCUAUUCCAGCAGUGCACUGCCCGACAAUCUCAAGCAAAAUACCACUUCAUCCACAAGCACUGACUUUUGUGAGGAUUUCUACUCUCUCAUCGAUGACAAGACGAACAGCAACGUAUCUCUAACACCGCCACCGCCACCUUUUGUGGAUCAAGCACUUGCUGGCUUUUUAAAUGAGCCUAUCGAUCUUUCUGAUUUUGCUCUGUGCAAAGCUUUUAACUGUGACCUAGCAGGAAAUACAUUGGAAUGUAAUGAUUCGGACUCGGGCAUUUCACUAAACGCAAGUCCCAGCACAACUUCUUCACCUCAUUCUGUUGAGUCAUCUGGUAUCUACAGAGAGACAGGCUUUGGCUACAGCGAUUCCGAAAUGGAAGAGAUGGAUAGUGCCCCUGGGAGUGUUCAAGGAAGUGAUGCUAAAAUGCACUUGUUUCACAUGCAUGCUCCAGCCUCUCCAUCUCUUGAACAAAAUACACAAAAGCCAGACUCACAGCUUACAGACACACCCAAAAAAGAAUUACCUGAAAACCCAGGUCACCCCAAGUCUCCGUUUAUGAAAGACAAACCAUACAGCCUGCACGAUGCUCAUUUCACAAGAGAUGAGCUCAGAGCAAAGGCUCUGCGCAUCCCUUUUUCCGUUGAAAAAAUUAUCAACCUUCCUGUCGAUGACUUCAACGAAAUGGUGGCCAAGGAACAGUUCAAUGAGGCCCAGCUGACUCUGAUUCGGGACAUCCGCAGGCGCGGCAAGAACAAAGUGGCUGCACAAAACUGCCGGAAAAGGAAAUUGGAAAACAUAACAGAGCUGGAGCAUGAUUUAGGUUACCUUAAGGACGAGAGAGAAAAGCUCCUUAAAGAGAAAGGAGAGAAUGACCAAAGCCUGCGCCUGCUGAAGAAACAGCUGAGCACCCUGUAUCUCGAAGUCUUCAGCAUGCUCCGGGAUGAAGAUGGCAAGCCCUAUUCACCAAGUGAUUACUCACUGCAGCAAACCAGAGAUGGCAGCAUAUUUCUUGUCCCUAAGAGCAAGAAGCCAGAGACUAAAUGACAAGGAUCAGGGAUACUUCUAUUCGCUCUACUGCCCUUGUAGUUAACACUUUCCAACAAUGCAAAAGGUGUCCUAUUUUCAAGUGACUUUACACUCUUAAGUGUGUGUGUGUGUCAUCAAUUUGCAACUGACAUAUGGCAGCCUCAUCAAGGGGUUUUCAUGGCAAGUGAGCAGCAGAGGUGGUUUGCUGUUGCCUUUCCUUGCAGAGCAACCCAAAUCUUCCUUGGUGGUCCCCCAUCGAAGUACCAACCUUACUUAGUUUCCAAGAUCUGACUAUACCAUCUUGUUCCCCCCCACCACACACUUAAAAAUCAUUAGGUUAAAACAAAUGUAUGCACAAUGGGUACAACUUUUAUAAAGCGCUAGUUCCUUUUGAUAUAGCAGCUGAUUUGACUAAUUUCUGUUCUUGUGUAAAUAUUUCAAGAUUUCUUAUUUAUGUACUUUUCCUUUUGUUUUACUGAACUGUGUAUUAAGCAUGACAUAAGACCGAUAAUCUUGUUUAGCUAAAGACCAAUCUUGUUUUAGUCGCACCAUUUUAUAACUAUAAAUGGAAUGUUUGCUGUUUCUUAUAGAUUUUUACUUGCUUUGCUUUAUUAUAAAUGCUUGAAUGUAAUGCAAGUGCACAUUAUAAAGGAACAUGGUAAGGGUGCCAAACAGCCAGUUUAGGUCUCCUCAGUUUCAAUGGGAGAGUUCAGCACCGUUGAAGCCAAUGAGCCUUCGAAGUGCUUAAUUUUAGCUGGAUUGCACUCUCAGUUUUUAAAGUAUAAACAUAGCUUUGCACAUGAAUAUCUACUGUAAGGGAUACUACUCUUUGGACUGCACUUCUUUCUUUGAGAAUGUGAUGUAUCCCAUUGAUUAUAAUCAGGGCUGUACAAUUCUGCUAAAGUCCCCCCAAAAGAACAGAAUGUGUAAUUGGGUGCAAGAUAGGACUUCCUGAGAAUCUCCACUUAUAGGAUAUGCUUGAAACUGUGUGGGAUCUAUGGAAAUCUAAAAAGCCAGAGGGGGUGGCUGAAUAAAUGUCAAGGAUUUGAGGCUCUAUACAUGAUUAAAGUUUUUAAAGAAAUGGGACAUUCCGCAAAUAGCUCAAUUGCGUAUUGAGCAUGCUCCUUUUCUUGAAGAAUUUUUUAAAAUCGUUGAAUACACUUUUUAAAAACUAGAAUAAUUCUAUUCACUUCUAUGUUCUAUUAUGCAGUAUACAGCUUCUAGUUUUUAGACUAUAAACGUGAUCUGCACAUAAAACCUGGCCUGUAUAUCGAAAUAGUCUGUAUAAACUAACAAAAAGGAAAUAAACAGGGACAUCUAAACCAAUUGUUUAAGUAUGGAGUUUUCAGCAUUCAUUCACUUUCAGAAUUUAACCACCUCAAAAACAUACAGAACUAAGUCCCACUGAUUUCAGUGGAACAGAUUCCCAUACAACUGUGAAGGAUAUUGAAACUUAAUUUUAUGAUUCAUCUGUUAAAGAGGUUCUGCCAGAUACGUUAACUUUUGUUCAUAAAGUACUUUGGCUACAGAUAUUAAACAGGCUGCAUUCAUCUUUCA